GCCGAAGAUGUUGGCUCGGUCAUGUGAUCAGCUGUGUCCAUCUGCAUUUCUGCAUUUCUCUCCUCUCGAGCUGUCACUGCCACCUGUCAGUGUAUCAGUGCCUUGUGUCAGUGCUCAUCAGUGCCUCGUGCCAGUGCCCAUCAAUGCCACAUAUCAGUGCCUACCAGUGCACAUCAAUGCCACAUAUCAGUGCCCAUCUGAGCUGCCUUUCAGUGUCACCCAUCAGUGCCAGCCAGUGCCACCUAUCAAUGCCAAUCAGUACCACCUAUCAGUGCUGCCAAUCAGUACCACCUAUCAGUGC
Messenger RNA from Staurois parvus, 301 nucleotides. NCBI's taxonomy places the organism in Eukaryota, Metazoa, Chordata, Amphibia, Anura, Ranidae. The record is from the annotation of a GenBank genome assembly.